Podarcis lilfordi (Lilford's wall lizard) is the source of this 426-nucleotide messenger RNA. The record is from the annotation of a GenBank genome assembly. Lineage: Eukaryota; Metazoa; Chordata; Lepidosauria; Squamata; Lacertidae.
AUGGGCAAGUGUAGCGAGCGUCAUACUACCAGGAAGUUGCACAGUCACCCACGUGAUCAGAAGUGGCAUGACAAACAAUACAAGAACUCCCACCUUGGUGCUGCUUUGAAAGCCAACCCUUUUGGGAGAGCUUCCAACGCCAAAGCAAUUGUCCUGGGAAAAGUUGGCAUGGAGGCUAAGCAGCCAAAUUCUGCCAUCAGGAAGAAUGUCCGAGUUCAGCUGACCAAGAAUGGCAAAACAGCAUUUGUUCCUAUUGAUGGUUUUUUGAACUUCAUUGAGGAGAACAAUGAAGUUCUGGUUGCUGGCUUUGGUUGGAAAGGUCAUACUGUUGGUGACAUUCCAGGAGUUCAUUUCAAGGCUGUCAAAGUAGCAAAUGUUUCUCUGUCAGUCUUGUACAAAGGCAAAAAAGAGAGACCCUGGUCGUAA